Triticum dicoccoides is the source of this 2098-nucleotide messenger RNA. RefSeq names its product type I inositol polyphosphate 5-phosphatase 5-like. The transcript is spliced from 8 exons. The record is from RefSeq and is a predicted model, not a curated record. The coding region runs from base 136 to 1929 and encodes 597 amino acids. Gene Ontology annotation, biological process: phosphatidylinositol dephosphorylation. Lineage: Eukaryota; Viridiplantae; Streptophyta; Magnoliopsida; Poales; Poaceae. Gene Ontology annotation, molecular function: inositol-polyphosphate 5-phosphatase activity; phosphatidylinositol-3,4,5-trisphosphate 5-phosphatase activity; phosphatidylinositol-4,5-bisphosphate 5-phosphatase activity.
CGUGGGGAGGGGGAGAAAAACAAGAGCUGCCGUUUUACGACAGAAGAGAGACAGGCGAGGCGCCCGUCCCGGACGAGGGUCCAUGCAUCACGCCGUCCCCUCCUUUUUACCGCGACCGCGACCGCCAGCGGCUGAAUGUCAACCCACCACCACCACCACAGCCUCAGCAGCAAUGCCGUCCCCCGCGACAUCCCCAAGCCCGCCUCCGCCGACGAGCUCGCCAAGAAUGGCAAGAAGAAGAAGUCCUUCAUGUCCAACAUCUUCCGCAAGAAGGGCCGCAGCGGCGCCGGCAGCUCCGACAAGCGCCCGCCCUCCCGCCGAGACCGGGACUUCCUCUUCGAUUUGGAAGAGAAAUACGGCGAGAGGGAGAGGGCGGACGCCGCGGCGGCGGCGGAGUUCGUGGACGCGUCCCCCGCCGUCCGCAAGAGCGUCUCAGAUCGGCAUUGCGCGAAGCGGAUCGAGAGCCUGACCCUGAGCUGCCUCGACUCGCCCAACAGAAACGUCGACACGCGGGAGUACAGGGUGUUCGUGGGCACGUGGAACGUGGGCGGGAGGCCCCCUAACAGCAGCCUCAACCUAGAGGAUUUUCUCCAGAUAGAAGGGCUACCCGACAUAUACGUCCUAGGGUUCCAGGAGAUCGUGCCGCUGAACGCGGGCAACGUGCUGGUGGUGGAGGACAACGAGCCGGCGGCCAAGUGGCUGGCGCUCAUCUACCAGGCGCUCAACAAGCCCCAGCAGCAGCAGGCGCAGCAGGACCAGCCGUCCUCCGGCGACGAGCUGUCGCCGACGGAGUCCGUCGCCUCCUCCUCCUCCUCCCGGGCCCGCCCGUCCAUCCCCAGGUCCUCCAGCAGCGGCACGCUCUUCUUCUCCAAGCCGACCCUCAAGGCGCUCAGCAAGAGCUACCGCGUCAACAGCGCGCUCGUCAAGACCUGCACCUGCAUGGCCGACCCCUCCACCAUGCACCGCCGCGCCAGGGAGAUGCGGGACUUCAUCUACCGCGUCGAGGCCUCCCCGUCCGCCGCCGACGACCCGGACCCCUCCUGCUCCUCUUCCUCCUCGUCGGCGAUGACGACGCCCGCGGCACCCGAGGCCGGCGGCAUCGGCGGCGGCGGCAUGAGCUACUGCCUCAUCGCCAGCAAGCAGAUGGUGGGCAUCUUCCUGUCGGUGUGGGUGCGGCGGGAGCUGGUGCAGAACAUCGGCCACCUCCGGGUGGACUCGGUGGGGCGCGGCAUCAUGGGCCGCCUCGGCAACAAGGGCUGCAUCGCCAUGAGCAUGACGCUGCACCAGACCAGCGUGUGCUUCGUGUGCAGCCACCUGGCCUCCGGCGAGAAGGACGGCGACGAGGUCCGCCGCAACUCCGACGUCGCCGAGAUCCUCAAGAGCACCCAGUUCCCCCGCAUCUGCAAGGUCCCCGGCCAGCGCAUCCCCGAGAAGAUCAUCGACCACGACCGGAUCAUAUGGCUCGGGGACCUGAACUACCGGGUGGCGCUGAGCUACGACGAGACCAGGGUGCUGCUGGAGCAGAACGACUGGGACACCCUGCUGGAGAACGAUCAGCUGAUGAUCGAGAGGCAAGCAGGGAGGGUGUUCAAGGGGUGGAAGGAGGGCAAGAUCUACUUCGCGCCGACGUACAAGUACAAGCUCAACUCCGACACCUACGCCGGCGAGACCACCAAGUCCAAGAGGAAAAGGAGAACACCCUCAUGGUGCGACCGGAUACUGUGGCACGGCAAGGGGAUAGAGCAGCUGCAGUACAUCAGGGGGGAGCACCGGUUCUCCGACCACCGGCCCGUCUGCAGCGUCUUCGUGGUCGAGGCCGACGCCGACAACGGGAGCAGGAUCAGGAAGGGCUACUCCACCCUCGACUCCAGGGUCCACUGCGAGUCGCCGUUGCCGAUACCGCAGAGACACAGCUUCUACGACUUUUGACCUGUUAUAGUGAUCCUCUUUUGUCUAUACUUCUAUAGGUUACACAAGGAUCAGAAAUGUCUCUAGUGAGAGGAGGGGCUGAAAGUUCUUCAGCUUUCAUGCCUAGUACUUUUUCUUGAUGACUGAAAUGUAAAUGGUGGCUUCUAGCAGAUAUACAAGUUGUUGCCAA